GCUGCCGGUGGUGAUUAUGGGCGCAUGUGCGCUGCUCUAACAGCGGAGGGAGAGGGGAGGAUUUGGGGCGCCGGAGAUCUCCGGUUUCCCCAAACAAUAGUCGACGGGACGCGAUGGUCGCCUUUUUUUUUUUGAAACCGCAGGGAAGUUUAGGACCCUCAUCGGCCCCAUUGUUGUUCUCACCGAGGCCACGUAGCUCUGUGGAGCGUUUUUAAGCGUCUUGGGAACAGUGAUGUGUUUGUAAAUGUUUAUAGAGGAGAAAAUGGUUCAGAGGGAGAUGCGCAUGGAGGGAACACUCGCGUCCAGUUUGAUUGUAGGCCGAGGGUUUUGAAUUUUCUCCCUGGUGAAGGACUGCUGGGAAUUUGAGUGCGUCCAUUCAUUUACUGCGAGGGCGUCCCGUUUGGAAAAGGAAAGGCGGAAGAAAGGGAGCGAGCAUUUGGAUAAUUUGGCAUCAGGACGCGACCGGUGGGGCCUGGGAGUCUCCCAUUGUCCUGCCGUACUCCAACACCCUCCUUUUUCCAUUUUAUAGGUCGCACAACUCUUUAUAUUCGCCCUACAUGCUCCCGGUGCCUCACAAUCACAGCCACCUCAGCUCUCCCCUGCUGCGACUCUCCUACCCACCGUCCUCUCCCACCCCUCUUCUCCUCCUCUCUGUAGCCUCCCCCACUCACCCAUCUCCCUUCUCCUGCUCCAUCCUCAUCGGCCUCCAAGAUAGAUUCCCUCAGGAGUAAGGUUGACCUGCUCAAGCUGCCUCUGGCUCUCACCACCAAGUCCAUCUCCGAGCGCAAGAGCCAGCUGGGAGGAGUCGGCGAGCAGCGCGGCACGGGGGGAGGAGGAGGAGGCGGGGCUCGUAAAGCCCGCUCACCGCCGACCCGAGACAUGGACAACGAGUCGCAGUACUCGGGCUACUCAUACAAGUCCUCACAUUCCCGAAGCUCCCGCAAACACAGGGAUCGGAGGGAUCGCCACCGCUCCAAGAGCCGAGACAGCAGCAGUCGUGGAGACAAAUCGGUCACCAUCCAGACUCCUGGAGAGCCGCUGCUGGAUGCAGAGUCGACGCGUGGAGAUGAGAGGGAUGAUAACUGGGGCGAGACCACCACAGUCGUCACUGGCACCUCAGAACACAGCAUCUCAAACGAGGACCUGACCCGCGUCACCAAAGAUUUGGAGGAGUCGACACCGCUGGAGUGCAAGCGCUUCAUUGGCCCAGCUCUGGGAGGCUGCCUGAGCUUCUUCGCCCUGGUCACGCCUUUAGCCUUCCUCAUCCUCCCGCAGGUCCUGUGGCGUGACGCCCUCGAGCCCUGCGGCACGCCCUGCGAAGGCCUGUACGUCUCCUUGGCCUUCAAGCUCCUGGUCUUACUCAUCUCCUCCUGGGCGCUGUUCCUCCGGCCUCCUCGUGCCACGCUCCCGCGCUUCUUUGUCUUCCGCUGCCUGCUGAUGGUACUGGUGUUCCUGUUUGUGGCGUCGUACUGGUUGUUUUACGGCGUGCGGGUGCUGGAACCCAGGGAGAGGGACUACAGGGGGAUUGUGGAGUACGCUGCCUCACUGGUGGACGCCCUCCUCUUCAUACAGUACCUGGCUCUGGUGCUGCUGGAAGUCCGACACCUGCAGCCAGCCUUUUGCCUCAAGGUGGUCCGGAGCACGGAUGGAGCGAGCAAGUUCUACAACGUGGGCCACCUCAGUAUCCAGCGGGCAGCUGUCUGGGUGUUGGACCGUUAUUACAGCGACUUCUCCGUCUACAACCCUGCCCUGCUCAACCUGCCCAAGUCCAUCCUGUCCAAGAAGAUGACCGGCUUCAAGGUUUACUCUCUGGACGAAAACCCCACCAAUAACUCCACAGGCCAGUCCCGGGCCAUGAUAGCAGCAGCUGCCCGGAGGAGAGACAACUCCCACAAUGAGUUCUACUAUGAAGAGGCGGAGAUGGACCGCAGGGUCCGCAAACGCAAGGCCAGGUUGGUCGUGGCGGUGGAAGAGGCCUUCACACACAUCAAGCGUCUCCACGAAGACGAGGUCGCCUCGUCCCCCAAACACCCGAGGGAGGUGAUGGAUCCUCGGGAAGCGGCUCAAGCCAUUUUCGCCCCGAUGGCCCGAGCCAUGCAGAAAUACCUGAGAACCACCCGGCAGCAGGCUUUCCACAGCAUGGAGAGCAUCCUCACACACCUGCAGUUCUGCAUCACACACAACAUGACGCCCAAGGCUUUCCUAGAGCGUUACCUCUCCCCCGGCCCCACCAUGCAGUACCAGCAGCAGAACGGCAGAGGGCGCCAGUGGACUCUAGUGAGCGAGGAGCCGGUGACCUCAGCCCUGCGCCAGGGUCUAGUGUUCUCCCUGCGACGCCUGGACUUCUCCCUGGUGGUCACAGUGACGCCGCUCCCCUUCCUGCGGCUCGGGGAGGAGUUCAUCGACCCAAAGAGCCACAAAUUCGUCAUGAGGCUGCAGUCUGAGACCUCGGUGUGACGGCAUCUCCUCGAGAGUCUCCUUGUUUCCCACGCUGUCCUCUCUCCAUGCUCGCUCCUGCUGGAUCACUGAUGUGGCGGGACAUGUGGAGGCCAUGUGGUCCACUCCCAUCCAAUCAUUUCUUGUCUGUGACAAAGAAAGCAUUCAAAGAGAAUCCUCCUCGUGUGUUAUGAUCAUCACAGAUGCUCUGAUAUCAAACUGUGAUCAGCUCAACGAUUGUUCAGACCUGGAAUUAAACUGAUGCCUUGACUUUUUCUCUUUCUGUGUUGUAAAACUCUUUGUCUUUACAACAUGCCGUUAAAAAAAAAAAAAAAAAAGUAAACUUUUUGAAAGGGGACUUUUUGUCUUUUUGCCUCUUCUGUUGCUGUAACCACUGGACUACUUUACUGUGCUGACUCAAAACCAGAGGAGGGGGAUUACAUCACACUUGUCACUUCCUCUUCCUUGUGUCUUAAAAACAGACUAACCGGAGCUCAGCUCUGACUGCAACGCUGGUGUACCACUGCCUUUUGGUUCCCUGUCAGUUUAUUGUUUUGUUUAAGAUGACAAGGACUGUUUUUAUAUAAAAGGGUGUGACUUUUUUUUUUUUAACUUACAGAAUGUAGCAUUAUGUGCUUUGAAUUAACACGUGGCUUCUCUGCGGUCUGAAGGCCAAAAUGUCUUUUUAUCUGACUGUAAAAAAAAAUGGAAGAACAUUCCUAAGCUACUCCAGACUCUGUAUAUUCAUGAUUGUCUAAAUAUGCAGGUUUUGUAUUAUUCUACACUGGCAUUUUUACUAUUCAUUUUACAGUUUUAGCAAGAGGACUAAACAAAGACCCCAUUUAUACCUCUUGUUGUCAUGCAAUCUGUACCUGCAUGAUAUCUUGCCUGGAUAAUGAUGUUACAGCAAAGCAUGGAGGUGUUCUGAAUUUUUAUUAUCAACAAAUCCCACAAAAAGGCCAGAAAAGCAAAAGAGUUAGAAUACUUUAAAAAUUCCCCUGUCUUGAAGACCAUUUGUUAAAACCAUAUACUUUCAUUUAACAACAACAAUAGGAAUAAAUGAUGCAUAUAGUGGGCACUAUUUUUAGCCGCUGACUAAUUUGCGCUACUGAGUAUUUAUGUCUCAGGAAGUCUUGUGCGAUUGCAUGAAAAUUAAAUACAGUGCCCAUGUUCAUAUAAGGAGGGGCAUCUCACCCAGUGCAAUGGUGUGACUCACUGAUGAUGUGUUCUUAAUAAUUUUCAUACAGAAUUCGUUUGAAGGAUCAACUCAUCAUUUAUGACAAUCUCGAAAAAACAAGACUGUCUCCAAACUUGUCUUUUAAUGUAAGUUGUAAAUGCAUGCAGGACAAAUUGUGCUCAGAACUGCUAUCUACCACUGCAUCGGCUAGACCAUAUCUGGAGGACGUGGCAGCUUUACCAUGUUUUAAAGACAAAAAAAAGACCCAUUAAGUUGAAAGGUCACUGAAACACCUCAAUUUCCUGUUGUUCUAAGCUGCUCGGGGAAAACUGACAGGUGAUCACUCAAAUUGUGAAGCAAAAAUAGAGCAUUCUCAACCCAAGGUCCAACUUACUUGUUUUUUCGAAGCUUUCAACCACAUCUCGGGGCCUUCAUCAGUGGAUGGAGUCGCUUAGUUGUGACUGUGAUACAUGUCACCUUAGUAUGGAAUCUUGGAGAAGUAGAGUUAAAAUCUCCACGUCAUAUAUGACCUUAAGUCUCGUAACAAGAUUUAUUGCCAUGACACCUGAUCAGUUACGUGCUGAGAAAUGUUUGGCUUUGGUGUAUUGACAGUAUUGUAUUAUAAUGUAUUUAUAGUACUACAACAUACCUGAUAAGUUAAGGAUAGAGCGAUGAAGUCGUAGACUUAUUUCCUUUACUUUCCGUGGUAUGUUCGUAGUCAAUCAAUCUCAAUAAAGACAAUUGAUAAAAUAUUUCAGACAGUAGAAAGGGUAAAAAGUAUCACACACCAGAAAACAAAGUCGUAUUAUGAAAGGCAGUGGUUAAUAAAUACCGAUGAAAUGCAAUGUUGAUUAGAAAAACAUAUUAAGACCUCCACAGUCUCCGUUUUUUAGCCUUUUUCGUACCAUGAGAUGAUUAAAGCUAUGCAAAUGACAAGGAGUUGGACCUUGGCAUAAGAAUUUUUUAAUGUUUUUUUUUCUUGACCUUGAACACACCAUGUUUGUUGAUUUAACUGAGUCAAGGAAAACACGUACUAAAGCCAGGUGUAAAUGCAAAAGCCUGUUAUCAGAUGUCAUCAUCCAGGUACAGAUCCCAUGUUAAUACCAGGUGUAAAUGGUCUUUUUAAUAACGUACACGUAAGGAAUUCAGUCCUGAACAGGCAGCUGUAGUUAAACUACAAGCUGACUUCUAUGUUUUUUAUUUUUUAAUGCAUCUCAACAAAAAUCCCAAACCAGACGUGUGAUUGUAACUCUUCUCUGCAGCUCCUCUGCAGCAGUAGCAUAUCACCGCCUCGCCUUGUGCCACGAGCUGAAACAAGCACAGUGAAACAUACCGCCUCCAUCCGACAGCCUUACUCUCCAAUUGCGGAGGACCAGCGGUGGGGCACAUCUGUCCUCGCACUGACUCCUUCUCCUCCAGGUCCCGAAACUUACUGUAACGCUGAAGCUUGCCUGAUGUUGAGACUUGAGCCGAUCUGUUUCUGCCUUCAGUUUGUUGAGCCACAACACGGCUGACUGUUUGCUUUUCUUUCCAGGUUCCAAAAGCCCUUUACAUUUCUAAAAAAAAAAAAUCUAAAUACAAGGUCCUAGUGUAUGACAUUUCAUCCAAUGCAGAUUUUUUUAAAAUGCAUGUUAGAUUUAUUUUGGGCUCCAAAACUUUUUUAUAAUAACUUGUUUUCUAUUAUUUUGAAGGUGCCUAAGUUAUGAUGAUGCAAUUUUCCGAAUGUUUUUACUUUUGAAAAACAAGAGGCUUGUAAAAAACAAUUUGUAGAUUUGUCUUGUAUUUUCUUCCUUUUGGUAACUGUAGCUUGUAUAGUGUGUUAGGCCUUUUUCCAUUAUUAAACCAUUUAUUCCUUCUAUGUCUUCUUUUUGU
Epinephelus moara (kelp grouper) is the source of this 5485-nucleotide messenger RNA. Its product is annotated as vang-like protein 2. Bases 880 to 2457 code for a protein of 525 amino acids. Gene Ontology annotation, cellular component: plasma membrane. The transcript is spliced from 8 exons. NCBI's taxonomy places the organism in Eukaryota, Metazoa, Chordata, Actinopteri, Perciformes, Serranidae. The record is from RefSeq and is a predicted model, not a curated record. Gene Ontology annotation, biological process: Wnt signaling pathway, planar cell polarity pathway; multicellular organism development; establishment of planar polarity.